AACUUGUGGUUUGUCUAGUGAUUCUGGUGCUAAUUUCUGUUAUUUCUGUGAGAAGUUAGUACAUAUGAGUCGCUCUGACAUCACAGAGGGUCAGUCUAUUGCUAGCACAAUUACAGUGAAGUAUAAUAGUAGAGGAAUAACAUGGAACGUGAGUUAUGGCAGAUUAAGAGGAACUGCUGGAGACCAGGCAAGAUGUGGAAGAAAGAUUUCUGAUAGAACUGCAGGUUUGCUAACCUGAAAGACAAAGCAAAACGGUGGUGCACCAUCCUACUCCGUAGCAUUGCUGGCACAAAUAUAAUCUGCAUGGAAGAGUCAUCAGAAAGAAACUUUACCUGCGACCUGGGUCGUCACAAUUACAUAAACAUAUCUUACAAUACUAUACCAGCUGAAGCAUCACGAUACCACGCAAUAUUAUGUUCAUUCAUAAUUCAAAUCUACAAAAUGAAGCAAGUUUACAGAAAUACAUCGAUUCUCAAGGUUUCUUCCUCAUAUCAUCUUAGGGAGUUUUUCCUUGGCACCGGUCACCAUGCUCAAUAGGGAUAAAUUCACACACUUAAAAUCUGUAUCCUGUGUUUAUAUAUUUCUGCAAAGCUGCUUUGAGACAGUGUCCAUUGUAAAAAGCGCUAUACAAAUAAAAUUGAAUUGAAUUGAGUAAAUGAAAACAGACAAACCAGAGUUUCCUCUGAUUAUGUUAUUAAUGAGAAUGAAUAAUUGGCUGUUGGAAAAACUCAAGAACAAUCAUACAAUUGGCAAGCAGCUAAUUCAAAGUGCCACAUGUUUCAUACAUCGUUCCCUAGAUCAGUGAAAUCAUGCAGAUGGAAAAUAUUGUUAUUAGGAAUAAACAAGUGAAUUUGGAAACUCCAAAAAAUGAUAAAAUUGGGAACUUUUCCCACAGCUACUCACUCUGUGACCGCCGCUGUUUUCCAGAUGUGUUUUAUUCAUAGAUAUGCGUUUUUCACCAUUGUGAAGUGACGUCACUGACGGGGUUAUCCACAAUGAUGUCCCAGACCCAGCUAAUCCAUAAUGACAUUUGUUGUAGUUUAUUUUAAUUAUCGAUUAUUAUUAUUUUAUCGAUUAGUUGUUGCAGCCCUAAUUUUGGGUGCAUGACCGACCCCAAAAAGUGUUAUUUGUAUAAUUACAUUUGUCAUUUAGUUAUUAAAGAGACAAUCUACCAUCCACAACCCCUGCCAUAUUAUUAAAACAUUAAUAGACAUGGGAACUAGAAUACUUUUAUAAUGGUUCUGUUAAACGAUUCGAAUAGCAUGCUAGUAAUAAGGGGAAGUGAUACCUUGUGACCUCAGAGUUUCAAUUAGAAACGAGAGUUCUGAUUGGUUAAUCCUGUUUCUCACCAUACCAGCUGAUAGCUAAUGAAAUGUCAUGAAACAGAGUAAGGGAUGGGUCCGUUUGAUUUUCAGGGUGGUUAAAUAUGCUGGAAUCAUAAAGGAUGAGGGUGUUGACGUGUUUUUUUUUUUGUUGUUGUUUGUUGUUGUUUUUUUUUCUGUGACCGUGACUCAGGUGUGUUACUGCAGAUGCUCGGCACGGUCAAGAUGGUCACCAUUCCAGAGUACUACACGGGUAAGAACGUGCUGAUCACCGGCGCCACGGGCUUCAUGGGCAAGGUGCUGCUGGAGAAGCUGCUGCGCUCGUGCCCCGGCAUCAGAGCGGCCUACGUGCUCGUACGGCCCAAAGCGGGUCAGUCUCCGAGCGCCCGCAUCGCAGACAUGGUCAACUGCAGGCUUUUUGACAAAUUAAGAGAAGAGCAGCCGGAUUUCGCGGAGAAGAUCGUGCCAGUGAACAGCGACCUGACGAAGCCUGAGUUAGACCUCAGCAAAGAGGACCAGGACACACUGAAAGAGUGCAUCACCAUUGUCUUCCACUGCGCUGCCACGAUCCGCUUCAACGAGCCACUUAAAGAUGCCAUGCAGCUGAACGUGCUGGCCACACAGAAGAUGCUGAGUCUGGCCCAAGGUAUGAAGCAGCUGGAGGUGUUUAUUCACGUCUCCACGGCGUACGCUAACUGUGACCGAGAGCUCAUCGAAGAGGUCGUCUACCCGCCACCUGUCGACUACGGGAAGCUCAUCGACACGCUGGAGUGGAUGGACGAUAAGCUGGUCAGUCUGAUUACCCCAAAGCUGCUCGGUGAGCGACCCAACACGUACACAUACACCAAAGCCCUGGCCGAGUACCUGGUGCAGCAGGAGUGUGGGAACCUCAACGUGGUCAUCAUCCGCCCUUCUAUAGUAGGAGCCAGCUGGAAAGAGCCCUUCCCUGGCUGGAUAGAUAAUUUCAAUGGACCGAGUGGAAUAUUCAUUGCUGCAGGGAAAGGCAUCCUACGCACCAUGAGAGCCUCUAACAACGCUGUGGCUGACCUCGUGCCAGUCGAUGUCGUCAUUAACACGACUCUGGCUGCAGCUUGGUACUCAGGCUCACAGAAACACACCAGGCCAAAAAGUUUGUUGGUGUACAACUGCACGACCGGCGCUAUCAAUCCCUUCCACUGGGGCGAAGUCGAACACCAUGUUAUAUCCACUUUCAAGAGGAACCCCCUCGAGCAAGCUUUCAGGCGGCCCAAUGUAAAUCUCACAUCCAAUCAUCUAAUCAAUCAGUACUGGAUUGCUGUGAGCCACAAGGCGCCAGCAAUCCUCUAUGAUCUCUUCCUCAGGAUAACUGGACGAGAGCCCAGGAUGAUGAAGACGAUCACGCGCCUUCACAAGGCCAUGAUGGUGCUGGAGUACUUCACCAGCCACUCGUGGGUGUGGAACACGGACAACGUCACCAUGCUCAUGAACCACCUUGGAGCUGAGGACAGGAAGGUGUUUAACUUUGACGUCAGACAGUUACACUGGGCCGAAUAUAUGGAGAACUACUGCAUGGGCACGAAGCAGUACGUGCUGAACGAGGAGUUAUCAGGCCUGCCUGCUGCACGCAAACAUCUCAACAAGUUGCGAAACAUCCGCUACACCUUCAACACAGUCCUGGUGAUCCUGAUCUGGCGUGUCUUCAUCGCACGAUCGCAGAUGGCACGCAACAUCUGGUACUUCGUGGUCAGCCUGUGUUUCAAGUUCCUGUCCUACUUCAGGGCAUCCAGCACCAUGAGAUACUGAACCUCGUCCUCUUUCUCAUCCCUCUGUCCGUCUCUCCUUCUCUCGUCUUCUCUCUUCCCUCUUUUCUACAAUAGCUAUGCAUACGCUCCAGCUCCGGCCUCCAGAGCGCCACCCAGUUAGGGUCAGAUACCAGCCACUGCUUUGUAGAAAGCAGGGCGCGACAGGGUUCGAGACCAGUCCGUGCACUGUAAAUGAUUCUCCGUUACAGUUUACAGAUGACUUAUUUCCCGUCCUUCCCAAAUCAAGCACAAGGCGGGAGAUUAGGGACGCGAUGGCUAGUUCACAGCUCUGUGCCUAUUUCCUGUUUCAUGAUUUGCUCAGUCCUUUAGAUUACCUCGCUUGGUUCAUCAGCAUUCUUUUUUUCCUCCUUAAUAACUUAUUUAUGACUAAGAUUUAUUUAAAAAGGUUGCAGGGUGUUGGAAAGUUGCUGUUAUGCUAACAGUCGCUAGGGUUUGCAACUAACUCGUUGCUUUUUCAGGAGGACUAGCACACUAACUUUAAAGGUAUUUUGCAUAGACACAUUUUUAGUAAUAAUUCUUUUUUUUUUUUUCUUGAGAAUGAUACAGGAAGCUCUACCUGACCACAGCACAAGCUUUCUCUAUAAUUUUUUUUUUCACCAAACACUUAUAGUUUAUAGUAUAGAUCUUUUAAAUAUGUAAAUACAUAGAUUUACUAACCAUUUGUCAAGAAUUUAAUCACAUGAGUUUUCCUCAGCGCUUUUCACAGCAGCACUUAUGGCGGCUCGGUUCACAAACCAGAUGCGUCUGGGUUGUAUAUCGUGCCCGAAUGUUCAAAUUCUUGGAGGAUGAAAAGCAACUAUAGGUUUUCUAAAGCAUUUGUGUACUGUUUAGAUGGCACUUUCAUUACCGAGCAUUUCUAGAGUCAGGGGCUAUGUAUUUAUGUUGGAAGUAGACUUCAGGAACUCUAAUGUGUAACAUACUCAGCUUACAGCCGCUUCACGUUACUCUGUCAUUUCUCGGCCGCUCGGCUCACGUUUCUCCGAAUGGAAGUCGGUCGUGCCGGCCAGACACCGUAACGUCGCGUUCGCAAUGUUGCGCAAGUUUAAAGUGUGAGCUUUUAGUGCUUUCUAUGGUGUGACAAUAAAGUUCCUGCUGCUUGUGAAAUGUUUUUUUUUUGUUUUGUUUUGAAAACAGCAGCUGGGAAAACACUGGAAUAGUCCUACUGAACCCAAGAGGAAUUUCACCCGGGGAUAGAUUUGUUAGGGUGCCAUUACUUUUCAAAACAGUCCGGGAAAAGUUACCAGCAACCAGGUACUUUUUAAGGUCACGUCGACUGUAUGCAGCUAAUGCCAAAGCUACAUUUACAGCACGAACACACCCAAAAAAAAAACUACGGCAUGCAAUAACAAGCGUGGAGAUUAGUGCAGAGAAAUAAACGCGAUUUGUCGUGUUACUGGAGCGUUUUAUAUCGUUCGUAGUAAGGGUUCAAUAAACUGACCUCCAGGAACAAGCGUAACACCUCAGACUGAGAGAGAGAGAGCGCGAGAGAGAGAGAGAGAGAGUGAGUGUGUGUGUGUGUGUGUGGAUUUCUCCCCAGGUUCAUGGUAGCAAUAAAGAUGUGAAUAUUCCAUCUUGGUUUCCAUAGUGUUUAGUAAAAUGCAUACUUUAAAUUAAAGGAAUAUUCAUGCUUUUUUUUGUCCCCAACUCUAUCCAGUGGCUCUUUAGGACUGUAUAUGUGAUUAACACUGACAGACAUUAUUGAGAAAACCAAAAAAAAGUGUAAUGGACGUCUAAGAACCGUCGCUGUAUUCCUUCAGUAAAUGUUUAAAACACAUUUAACACUUAGAGGUGUGCUGUUCUAGGAAAAUAAUCCAUAACAUGGUCCAAGUUACCACAACGAAGUGGAUUAUUUCCCUCAAAAUGGAUUAUUCAACUUUACCACAGCGGUUUAUCAAGGCUAACACGUCACGCUUUUUAGCCAUUAUAGCUACAUUGUGGCUAACGUUGUGGAAGUUAGUACCUGUUAUUGCUUAUGUUAUAGCAGCUGUAAAUAGCUCCCCCCCCCCCCCAUUAGCCUUAGGUUAUGCAGAUUAUACACGUCCUUGUGUAUUAGCUGUUACUAGAGAAACAAUAAAGUACUAGGAAGAGCAUAUUGUUAGAAACCUCUGAGUUGAACUAAUCUCAGAGCUGCUGCUGUAGAAAAUUCAUCAGCGCCUUCUGAGAAAUCCUGAGAAAUGAAGCGGUACAUUAUGAAGAAAUUCCGGUUAAAUACACUUUCCUUAAUGUUUUGUGGUAUGUAUGCGUGAUCAAACCAGCACGUAUAUGUAGGAAACGUAAAAUGACAAAUUCUUACAUCUGAAAAAUAAUCCAAUG
This is a messenger RNA of Ictalurus furcatus (blue catfish), 5437 nucleotides long. RefSeq names its product fatty acyl CoA reductase 1 (gene far1). Gene Ontology annotation, cellular component: peroxisome. Gene Ontology annotation, molecular function: alcohol-forming very long-chain fatty acyl-CoA reductase (NADP+) activity. The record is from RefSeq and is a predicted model, not a curated record. The transcript is spliced from 11 exons. Gene Ontology annotation, biological process: long-chain fatty-acyl-CoA metabolic process. Bases 1530 to 3104 code for a protein of 524 amino acids. NCBI's taxonomy places the organism in Eukaryota, Metazoa, Chordata, Actinopteri, Siluriformes, Ictaluridae.